AUGACGGGUAUAGGCUACGGCAUGGGGACGAUGAGGGAGUACCACUACAAGACGCGAGAUGCCGUUAUCCAGCAUUACAUCGAACUUCACCCGAAAGAUUUCGAUCAUUUCAAUGACCGAUCCGGCCGUGCAUUCUCACAAAUUUUGUUACCGUGGUAUCCUCGACGCACACAGUAUACGAGAUACGAUUAG
Molecule: messenger RNA, 192 nt
Organism: Cylicostephanus goldi
Lineage: Eukaryota; Metazoa; Nematoda; Chromadorea; Rhabditida; Strongylidae
Source: the annotation of a GenBank genome assembly